CAUGUCGAUCUUCACGAUGAAUUUGAACCAAUAAGUCUCCACGGGCAGAAAUUGUCCAUGACUUGUGGUUGUAGAACGUUUCGACGGCGGGGAAACCCCAGUGGCGUGAUCAGAUCAUACCAAAAUUAUACCAAUGCAUGGAGAGUACGAGAUCGAGAAGAAGUAGCUGCAGCACCUGGAACUCGCAUAGUGUAUGCUUCUCAAUCUUUUCGUUGCUGGAAACGAUUUGUAGUUGAUAGGAUUGCUUUGUUGAUACGAUUGAUUUGUUGAUAGGGAAGCUGGAAGCCCUCAAUACCGUUAUAGAUAUAGGACGGGUAAAGAGCGAGGUUGCGCCAUGAAAUUACAUAGGGAUAAGUACGUAGAAGAAGAUUGUGCAUCAGAAUGAAAACCCUGUUGAGCAGGCGAGGACUCAAGUCAUCAUGCUCAGACUGAGACUGUAUAGUGAAUGACUUUUCCAGCACAAAAAGUUUCAAAAAAUGAGAUAGUCGUGCUAGAAGAGUGUAGAGACCAUGAUGAAAACAACCAAGAAACA
Messenger RNA from Amoebophrya sp. A25, 532 nucleotides. Lineage: Eukaryota; Dinophyceae; Syndiniales; Amoebophryaceae. The record is from the annotation of a GenBank genome assembly.